AUGGAUUACAAGCGUGUGGCUAAGCAGUGGUGGGCCGAAGCUGUAAAUACGGCAGUGUAUUUAAUCAACAGAACCACGAACAGCAAUCACGAGGCGGAGACUCCAUUUGAAUUGUAUUUUAAGACAAAGCCGCAUGUUUCUCACCUACGUGUAAUUAGUUCACUUGGUAACGCCCGUAUCGAUGAAUCAAAGCACACGAACUUCGACUCGAAAUGGUUCUGCUGCAGGCUGCUGGGAUAUGCAAGAAACACCAAGGGCAACAAGGUGCUUGAUUUUAUGACCGGUACGAUCAAGAACAGUCGUUCGAUCGCGUUUUAUGAACGUGAAGUCAGCAACAUUUACGAGGACGAUCCGGUUGAUUUACACCCGAGGACGAUAAUAAUACGACAAGAUGACGAUGGUGGAGAUCAACCAGUUAACUCGCAACAAGAUGGCGAUGAAGAUGUUGAAAUGGAAGAUCACGAAAUUGUCGAAGAUGUGGAGAUGGAGGUACCAAGUUUUGACAAUAGCAUCAGUGACACAUCUUCGAGUCAGACAAGCAAUCUUUAUAUUGCUGGAAGCAUGAACACCGAGCAACAUCAACACAACUCGCAGGUGUUCCAACAAGGAUCUCGUCACCAAGAACUCGAAUUGCACAAUUCGCACGACUCUGGUGCGAUGUUGUUCUGCUUACAACUUAAGCGUCGUUCCCUUCGCAAGCAUCAUAAUCGUGUUCUUACUGACGAUGCCAAUGGGAGAAGUGGAUCCGGACCACGAGAAGGUGUGGAUGAAGUGUUAUUAAUUGAGCAAUCUGUUCAACUCUUGCUGGAAGACAAAGACGCCGGUACAGAAAACAGCAUUGUGCCAUACAAUGAAAAUCAUGAAUCCGGUGGGAGUGACAAUGACGAACCUCCUUCCGAGCGAUAG
Molecule: messenger RNA, 906 nt
Organism: Peronospora matthiolae
Lineage: Eukaryota; Oomycota; Peronosporomycetes; Peronosporales; Peronosporaceae
Source: the annotation of a GenBank genome assembly